AUGAGUGACGAUGAAGAAAAAGAAUUUAAGCAUAAAUAAAGAUAGACUAAGCAACAAUUAUAUUAGUUCAUUUAAAGAGAUGAGUUUAAUCUGAUCAUCGAUUGUACUAAUAUGUCACUUAGUUUCAUUCUAAUAUUUGCUUAUAUUUAUUCAACUUAUGAUCCUUAUCCAUUUCAAAAUGCAACAUGGGCAGUCUUUAACACGAUAUUUCAUUUAAUACUUUUAAGCGAAUGGAUUUUUAAAUUAUAUGCUACUAAACAUUUCUAAUCAUUCAUUAUCUCUUCGGAAUCAAUUAUUGCCACCUUAUCAUUGUUUCCUUAUUUUAUCAUUAAACUUUCCACUCUCAAAUUAUUUAUUGAGGAUGAUGACAAAGUCAAUAUGUUUGCUAAUUUAGUUUGUUUAUUCAGAGGACUAGAAUUUGACAGAAUGAAAAAAUAUUUAGAUUCAGAGGUCAAUAAAUAAUUAACAUCAAUCAUGAUUACAACUGCUACUUUGGUUCUCUGUGCAGCAGGUGCUUUGCAUUUUAAUUCACUUUUUUUAGAGUCAGAAUUGCAUUUUAAAUUUCAUUACUUUAUCUAUUUUGUCAUGACCACAAUUUCAACAAUGGGUUAUGAAAAUAAAUUUUCUAGUGCAAUUUCAAGAGUCUUAAUAAUUAUUCUAGUCUUAUUAGCAUUAACUUUUGUACCUUAUCAAACUGGAUAACUAAUUCGUCAUCUUAGCUCUAAAUCAUAUUAUGCUAGACUAAAUUAUAAGUCAAGCCAAGCAGUUCCUCAUAUUGUAAUUCUAGGAACCAUCUCACUUAAUGCAGCAGAAAAUUUUUUUAAAGAAUUAUUUCAUGAGGAUCAUGGAUUAGCAUAAAAACAUGCAAUAAUUUUAUCACCAUAAAGACCAGAUGUAAAUCUAGAAUCACUUAUACAGCAACCAGAAUAUUCGAAUGUUAUUUAUAUUUAAGGUGAUCCUCAUUUAGAUAAGGACUUAAAAAGGUGUCAAAUAGAAAAAGCAAAAGCUAUCAUUAUAAUGUGCAAUAAAUAAAGCUCAGAUCCAACAGCAGAAGAUAGUAAGACUAUUCUUUUAGCUAUUGUGAUUAAAAGCUAUUUAAAAUAACACAAUACCACAGGUAUAAAAAUUAGAUUUUGUAUGUAGAUAUUGAGACAAGAAGGUAAAACACAUUAUUUUUUAUCUUUAAAUAAAUAAACCAAAUUUGAUUAAGUAAUAUGCAUAGAAGAAUUAAAGAUGUCUCUUCUUGCAAAAUCAUGUUUGUGUCCAGGAUUAAUAGCAUUUAUCUCUAAUUUAAUUGCAUCUUCUGGAAAUCCUCCAAAUCUUCCUCAAAAAUGGUUAAACGAAUAUUGGAUUGGAUAAGGAUUCGAAAUAUAUAAAACAUUGUUACCAAAUUUUUUUAGGGGAAAAUCAUUCACUCAAACUGUUUUAAUUUUGUACAAAUAAUUUUAAGUUAUACUCUUCGGAAUUGAAAUCUCUUCUCCUAAUGAUUAUGAAAAAAAUUUAUUAAAUCCAGGAGAUAUAAUUUUACCUUCAAAUCCUAAUUAUAGAGUGAUGGGAUAUAUCAUUUGUAAAGAUAAAGAAACUGCAGAUGAAAUUUCCAUAUAUAAAUAAAGUAACCAAGAUAAAAUUAAUUAAAUAAAAUCAGAUGGAACAACCAGGAGAUUAUUAGAAUCUGAAGAGACAGUUAAUAUUCGACCAAGAAGACCAACUAUAUUUCAAAAUGUGAAAACUCUGUUUGGUUUUUCUUAAGCCGAAUCUGAUUAAAAAAAAGCAACUGCUGCUAAUAAUCAAUCUAAAAAUGUAAUAUUACAUUUAAAAAAUCAAAGAGGUUGGGUUAGGACUGAUAUGUUUGACCCAAGUUAAGAUACUUUAAUUCAUCCAAAAGAAAAUUAAAAGUUCGAUUAAUUAUAAGAAAUUGAAGAAAAUAGUGAUGAUUAGUAAAAAGAUAUUGCAGAAAUGUAGAUUAAGGAGAAAUUUUAAAAAGAAACUGCAAGAAAUUGGCUUUAACUUGAUUUUAAUAACAAUAAAAUUGAAAAGACUAGCCAUUUGACAAAUGAAAAGGUUGGACUCAAAGAUGUAACCUUUAAGACAUUAUAAGAUUCAAUUUUAGCUUAAAAUCAUGUUAUUCUUUGUGGUCUUGUAGCUAAUUUAAUCAAUUUUAUCUUACCAUUAAGAUCUAAAUAUUUAAUUACUUAUCCUCCAAUUGUAAUUUUAAAUGAUUAGGAGCCCACUGAAAAAUAAUGGGCUUAAAUUUGUUAUUUUCCAGAAAUAUAUUUUGUUAAAGGAACAGCAAUGAGUUAGAGAGAUUUAAUAAGAGCUAAUAUAGAGUAAGCUGUAAGAGUUGUAAUUCUUUCACCUAAAGAAAUAUCAACUGCAAAAUUUGAAGAUGAUUCUUAAGAAAAUGAUUAAAUAUUUCAAUAGCAAUAAUUGACUAAAGAUUAGGAGGAUUUAUUGGACGCAAAAACCAUAUUUAAAUAUCGAAAUGUCAUCAGAUUAAAACCUCACAUUUAAAUUGUUACAGAGUUUGUUUCUCCUUCAAAUAUUUAAUUUUUAUUAUUUGAUAAAGAUUAUGAUUUAAUGAAAUAGUACGGAUAUAAUCAUACACCAUUAUUUGCAUCUGGAUAGAUCUAUUUUUCUUCGGUUAUGGACGGCCUUUUAUGCCAAUCUUUUUAUAAUCCAGCUUUAGUUUAAGUUUUAUAUCAAUUGCUAGUUGGUAAUAUUAAAGAAAACGAGAAAACAGGCGCUUCUUUAGAGUACCAAUAGGGUACAGGACAAAAGUAAACAAAAGAUUAUUGUUUUGAGGAUAAAGAUAUAUCCAGUAAUUUAUUUCAAAUUCCAGUUCCAAAAGCGUUUUAAAAGAAACCAUUCUAAAAAUUGUUUUAUCAUUUAGUGAAAAUGAAGCAAAUUGUUCCAUUAGGAUUAUAUAGAUUAGGAGGAGCAACGGAUAAUAAAGUUCCUUAUAUCUGUACUAAUCCUGAACCAAAUACAAUCUUGACUAACAAAGACAUAGUUUUAGUUUUGGCUAAAGAAAUGCCUUAAUCAGACUGUAAUAAGUUUAGUUAUUCUAGCAAUUAAUUGGGGAGGACCUUUAGAGGAAAUGAUCUAGAAAUAAAGGCAAGCCCACAAUAUUUAUAAAAAAAAAGAAUCUACUUCAUCAAGUGAGGAUAAUGAUUUAAUAUAAAUAAAUGAUAAUAAUGAUAAAGAAGUUUAGAGAGAAAAGUAAUAUAAAAAUGAAACAGAGCAAGUUAUAAAAAAGAUAUAAAAUGUAAUUGAAGAUGUAUCAAAAUUAGAGUAAGAUUCUGAAGAACUAAAAUCUUAAAUGAGAUUAAGACAAGACAGAAUUUUAAAAAGGUUAAAAGAUGUCUUCAAUGAAGAAUUGAUAUAAGUCCAAUAAAAAAGAGCUGAAGUUUCGUAAAAUUUUACCUACAAAAGCUCAGAUGAUUGA
Paramecium sonneborni is the source of this 3445-nucleotide messenger RNA. Lineage: Eukaryota; Ciliophora; Oligohymenophorea; Peniculida; Parameciidae. The record is from the annotation of a GenBank genome assembly.